Molecule: messenger RNA, 2277 nt
Organism: Triticum turgidum subsp. durum (durum wheat)
Lineage: Eukaryota; Viridiplantae; Streptophyta; Magnoliopsida; Poales; Poaceae
Source: the annotation of a GenBank genome assembly
AUGGACAUCUACAACGUGGAGGCCGCCGAGAUCCUCGCCCACGAGACCCUCAAUCUCCCCAUCGGCGAGGCCGCCCCCAUCUACGAGAAGCUGCUCGCCACCUUCCCGACAGCGGCUAAGUACUGGAAGCAGUAUGUGGAGUCAUACAUUGUCACGAACGAUGAAGAGACCGCCAAGCAGAUAUUCAGCAGAUGCCUGCUCACCUGCCCUCAUAUUAAUCUCUGGCGUUGUUACAUCAACUUUGUUAAAAAAGUAAACAGCAAAAGGGGCUCUGAGGGUCUGGAAGAGACAAAAAAGGCUUUUGAUUUCAUGCUUAACUAUGUCGGCAAUGAUGUGGCAUCUGGCCCCGUUUGGAUGGAGUACAUUGCAUUCUUGAAGUCAAUGCCGGUUAUGACGCCCCAGGAAGAGUCACACCGCAUGACUACUAUACGUAAAGUAUAUCAGAAGGCAAUUUUAGUUCCAACUAGUCAUGUCGAGCAGCUAUGGAAGGAUUAUGAUAACUUCGAAAAUUCAGUUAGCCGCACCUUGGCAAAAGGCUUGCUAUCUGAGUAUCAACCGAAGUUUAACAGUGCUAAGGCUGUAUAUAGAGAGCGUAAGAAGUAUAUUGAUGAUAUUGAUUGGAGCAUGCUGGCCACCCCCUCUACAGGCUCCUACAAGGAAGAGCAACAGUGUUUGGCAUGGAAAAGACUUCUGACAUUCGAAAAGGGGAAUCCUCAAAGAAUUGAUGUUACAGCUGCUAAUAGGCGUAUUACCUUUACUUAUGAGCAAUGCCUAAUGUAUCUAUACCAUCAUCCUGAUGUAUGGUAUGAUUAUGCUACAUGGCAUGCAAAGAAUGGUUCUACGGAUUCUGCAAUCAAAAUAUUUCAGCGUGCUGUAAAAGCACUCCCUGGUUCUGAAGUACUAAAAUAUGCCUUUGCUGAACUGGAAGAGUCUGUAGGGGCGAUUCAGCCUGCUAAGACAAUAUAUGAGUCUCUUAUAGCUGAAAAUGCAAGCAUGUCAUCACUUGCACACAUUCAGUUUAUUCGGUUUUUAAGGAGAACAGAAGGCAUUGAAGCAGCUCGCAAGUACUUUUUGGAAGUUCGGAAGUUGCCAAGCUGCACUUAUCAUGUCUAUGUUGCAUAUGCUACAAUGUCGUUUUGCCUCGACAAAGAUGCGAAGGUGGCUCAAAAUGUUUUUGAAGUUGGUUUAAAGCGAUUUAUGCAAGAACCAGGAUAUGUCCUCGAAUAUGCAGACUUCCUGUGUCGCUUAAACGACGAUAGAAAUGUACGUGCAUUGUUUGAGCGAGCUCUGAGCUUACUUCCUCCUGAGGAAUCCGUAGAGGUAUGGAAACGAUUUGCUCAAUUUGAGCAGAUUUAUGGGGAUUUGUCAAGCAUGUUAAAGGUGGAACAAAGAAGGAAGGAAGCUUUAUCUAGGACAUCAGAAGAUGUCGUAUCGUCCUUAGAGAACACACUUUAUGACGUUGUUUCUAGAUAUAAUUAUAUGGAUCUCUGGCCAUGCUCAUCAAAAGAAUUGGAUUAUCUGUCAAGACAGGAGUGGCUUGCAAAGAACAUGUCUAAGAAGGCUGACAGGUCAGUUAUGCUAACUAGUGGUGGCGGUUCUACCUUAGAUAAAGGCACUGUUGGAGUUGGUGCCAAUGCAAAGUUAUUGCCGCAGUCUACAAAAGUCGUCCGUCCUGAGACUUCUCGAAUGGUCAUUUAUGAUCCUAGACAGAUGAAAGGACCAGUGAUUUCAGCCACAUCCAGUGGGUACACAAAGGAGGUUGACGAAAUAUUCAAAAUGCUUUCUCCACCACUCAUGUCUUUCAUCACAAAUUUGCCUGCUAUUGAAGGUCCAUCACCAGAUAUAGACAUUGUGCUUAGCGUUCUACUGCAAAGCACACUGCCAACAGGACAUGAUGUUGGCAAACCGUCUGCUCCAGUUCCUGGCCCUGCCACAAGUGAUCUCUCUGGUCCCCGCAACCAAAAUGGAUCAGUUCGUAGACCUCCAAAAAGGAAGGCUGUUGAAAGGGCAAGAGGAAGAAGACGCAGCAGCAGCUGCGCAGAGUCGAGCCAUGCCAGAUAUAUUCAGGCUCAGGCAGAUCCAGAGGAGCCGCGGUGGGGGCCCUGCUCAGUCUGGAUCGGCGGCGAUGUCCAGUGGAAGCAUGUUUUCCGGGGAACAAUCAGCCAACAGCUCAAGCUAGUUCACCAAUCUGUAGCUAGUUCUCUGGAUUCACGUAGUUCGCUCGGUAGAUAUGUAGUUUGGCCGCUCAUGGGGAAAGUUAUGCAUGUACAAAUGUAA